Carassius carassius (crucian carp) is the source of this 964-nucleotide messenger RNA. RefSeq names its product metalloproteinase inhibitor 2-like. The transcript has 5 exons. Gene Ontology annotation, cellular component: extracellular matrix. The coding region runs from base 92 to 769 and encodes 225 amino acids. The record is from RefSeq and is a predicted model, not a curated record. Gene Ontology annotation, molecular function: metalloendopeptidase inhibitor activity; protease binding. Gene Ontology annotation, biological process: negative regulation of endopeptidase activity; negative regulation of membrane protein ectodomain proteolysis. Lineage: Eukaryota; Metazoa; Chordata; Actinopteri; Cypriniformes; Cyprinidae.
AGAUCAUCUAUACAGACGGAGUGGACGAAUCAUUCAGGGCCACAAGAAGUGUAUUUUAUAUAGUUGAUCAUUUGUCUAGUGCUGGCACAGUAUGAGUGUGAGCAUGUCUGCUGCUGUGACUCUAGGGCUGCUGAUUCUCCUGUCUGCGAGACUGAACGAGCAGGUGUCCGAGGGCUGCAGCUGUCUUCCAGCACACCCUCAACAGAUGUUCUGCAGGUCUGAAAUAGUGAUGCGAGCUGAAGUAACUGGGGAGAACAUACACAUCAAUAAAAGUAAUCUUGUAGUGGGAUCUACAAUUAUUCAGUAUGAAAUCCAAGUGAUAAAGGUAUUCAAGGGUUUUGACAGAAUAAAGGGAGUGCAGCAUGUCUAUACCAAUGAGGAGUCUUCAUUGUGUGGUACUUCACUGGAUCGUGGUCAGUACCUGCUUUCAGGAAUAAUCAUGUCUGAUGGAAUCUUUUUAACAAUGUGUGACUAUGUUAGGCUUUGGGACGGACUCUCCUUAAUGGAAAAAAAGAACUUCAAAUACAGAUAUCUGAUGGGCUGUAACUGCACGAUUUCUCUCUGCUUCGAAAAGCCCUGUCAACCCAGCACAAAAGAUGAGUGUAUACUGACAAACUUGUCAUCCGUAUGGCAAUUAAGGGAUGGAGGACCAAUGCACGAUUCUGCCUGCAUCAGACACCGCAAUGGCACCUGUGUCUGGUAUGAAGCAACCAGCAAACCUUCUGAAAAUGACACCAUGGACGCGUCUGACGGCCAAGAGCAUGAGUGACUUCUCACUGUAAAUAAAGUUGCUUGAAACUGUCCAAGAAGACAGUUCAAAUGUAAACACAUGCAAAACCCUUUAACCUGCUAAUCUUUCUUCUAGACACACAGAACACCUUAAGGUCCGUUCACACCAAGGAUGAUGACGAUAAAGAUAUUAAAGAAUAGCAGAGUCCACAGCACAACUACAAUGAUAAAGACA